Molecule: messenger RNA, 3157 nt
Organism: Tetranychus urticae (two-spotted spider mite)
Lineage: Eukaryota; Metazoa; Arthropoda; Arachnida; Trombidiformes; Tetranychidae
Source: RefSeq, a predicted model, not a curated record
UACAAAUUGUUGCUUUCUGCUUAUUUCUGUAUUCAAUCUCCAUUACAAUGUUACUCAAACUUUUGAUUGUUUUUACAUUGUUAUACCCAAUCUCAACAAUCCCAACAAUCUCUUUGGUGAACUUGCCAUUGAAAAUGCCUAAAGGAAGUUCAGUGAUUAAUGCUACUUUAACUGAUGUCAAUGGAUAUAAAAUUUAUUUUAUACAAGAGUUGAUAUCAGCUUCUGGACCAACAAUCAAAAGUAAAAUUUUAAUCUCAGGCAAUGAGGAUUCCUACUCAGUACAUUAUAAUGCUGAUUCGUAUACUGGCGUGGACAGCAAGGAACGAUUGUUUAUUCAAGGUACAAACUGUUUACUAUUAACUUACAAUAUUAGUUGGGAUAAAACUUUGCUCGAUCUGAUUUUCUUGAUGGGACCUUCGAUAUUAUACCGACUUGAUCAUUCGUCGUUUGUUUGGAAAUCUGUUGCAGACAAAAACAUCAGAGGAAUCAUGAUGAAAGGUGCAUCAGCAAAAAUUAAUGAAAACUUGCAAAUUACUUUCUAUUACAAAAGUCAUCUCGAUUACCAAUCUGGAAUAGAAAGUCCAAGCAGAAUUGAAUUUAGUGGCUAUCAUCCAACUUCGAGACCAGACAAAGAGAUUCUCAUUUUAUAUAUUGAUAUCUAUUCUAUUCAACAUGUAGAUGCUUACAUUGAAAACGAAAUUUAUCAGGAUCUAGUUCAAAAUAAGGUUCAACCUCCAACUGGAAUUGGAUGUCCACAUUACUUAUCUGGAAAUAAACGAUUUCCAAAGUUGCAAGUUUCUCACCUGCACUUCACCAUGGAUGAACGAGUUCAAGGUUCAACCACGCAUCGAUCACUUAGUAAGGUUAAUGUUGCAAACCUUUACGAUUUUUUGAGGAUAAAAACAUCAUUGGUUGGUUCAGCAAGUGAAGUUAUUUACGACUACCGACUAGGGGUUUCUUUCACUGUUGGGACGAAUGGAUCUGUUGCUGUGGCAUCCAUAGACUCGAAUACACCUGGAUUCGACCGUGGUCUAUUCAGUUUGCAAAAUCUUUUGAUGUUGAAUGAUAACUUCAAAUAUGUUGGGAGACUCGACUUGGAACAUCGAUUCGGACUGCCCGUUGAAGCAUGGGAAUCAGUUCAACUCAAUGUUAAUAUCAAUGGAAAGAAAGUGGACAAAGCUGUCAUAACUCAAUUUUUCGUUUCAUCGCAUAAUGAUGACGUAUUUCGGGGUUACACUCUUGUCAGUACCAAGAUCUCCAUCUAUGAUUAUGAUCAAUCGAAAAAAGUUUACACUUUGACGGAGGGAAUCACAAGAGAUUUUAUGAGCUUUCAAGAAGCUCAAUCCAUCGAGAGUAUUCGUUCAUUAACAGAAAAGGUCAAUUUCGCUUCUAGCGAUGAAAAAUUGAUCCUCAACUUCAUAUUAGAGUGCGCUGCUCCAGUUCCUGCAAACACUGUUUGCAUAAAGCACACGGAGGAACGUAUUUACUGGCUGAAAAGAGAUUUCCUUUAUUAUAUUCUUUUAACUAAACCUGUUAGUUUACUACGAAUAGCUGAUAUUCAAUAUCGCUUCACUGAUACAAAAAUCGAGAUGGAAGUAAAAUUUCUUGAUCUACCACAUUUGGAAUUCAUUUUCAACUCUAAAACCAUGUAUCUCAGUGAAGAGACAUUCGACAAGAUGAUGAAAACUAGGGCUAACAAUGAACCCGAAUGCUUAGAAAAAUUAUCUCGAUACCAACAGAUAAUCAAGGUUGCCAUUUACAGACCUUCGGAUUCUGUCUGCGGAUACCUGAGUAAUCCUGAUGAUCUCAAGGAAGAUACUAAGCAUGGACAGUCAUGCAGUGUCUAUUUAUUUCCAAUGAACAAUUUGCGUCGAGUUAAAGAAGAGUUAACGCUUGACCAGAUUCAUGAUGCAUUCUUACGAUAUGUUGGUGUGAAUUUUGUUGUCGAUGACGGAGACUCUCCGAUGCGUUUUAAGAUUAGUGAUGUGAUCGACGUGACUAAAAAGGAAACUGGCUCCAAUGAUGAUAUUGCUUCUCGAAUCAGACACAAUGCAAAGUUGAAAAUUGAUUAUCAAUUCACUUUGUCUGUGCCAGAUGCAAAGACUUUUGCUGAUUGUUACCGAAACUGUCAUGAAUCAGAUCAAGUUCCAUGCAUUACUUUUUCAUUCUGCAACACUGAUGGUGUAAUUGACUGUAGAGUAAGCAGCUUGCAGGCUUCUGAUGUUGCCAGUCUGGACCAGUCGAUUGAAACUGACCUAAAAUGUGAAAUUUAUUCUAUAAGUGUUCUCGACAAUUAUUCAAAAAAGUCCAACAGAAAAUUUAAAACUCAGCAAUCAACUGCAGUUGAACAAGAUUCUGUGCAUUCUUGUGCAAAAGCCUGUCAUGUCUCAUCCGAUUGUAUAUCAUUUCAAUACUGUGAUGGUUCUUGUACUCUCGGUGAUUUUUUGUAUACAGAUGAGGCUACUCAAUAUGAUGAAGAAUGCAUGAUAUAUACUCCCAAAGUAUCUAAAAGAUACCAAAAAACAGGCAAUCAAAUAGUAUCAGAUGUGAUGAUCACCAAAUCCCAAUUAACCUUGGAUCAAUGUGCUUCAUUAUGUUAUGAGUUAUCCGAUGGCGAGGAAACUGGAUGUAAAUCAUUUAAUUACUGCCCUAAAAGUAGAACAGAAAGUUCUUGUUCAUUGACUCAUUUCUCAGUUAAAAGUCCUUAUACCAAAACCACUGAUGGAGUUUAUUGUUCAAAUUACGAGUUAAAAGUGGAAUCGAAUGGAAAGAAACGAAAAGAAUCCAGUUCAACUGAAGUGAUUGCAGGGACAUCGGGAUCAAGUGCUUUUGGCAUAAUAAUGUUGUUCCUGUUUGUCGGUGCUUCAUUGGGAUUCAUAGCUCCAUUUGCUUACUCAAAGGUUAAACAUAUGCAUGAUGCUUCAAAGACAAAUGAAGAUUUCACUAGGGAAAGACAGCAAAAUGAGCAGCAAGAUGAGACCACUUGAAAAUUUUCAUUGAAUUUUUUCGCAAAUACAAUGGAAUUACAUUAUUAUUAAUUACUGUAAAACUUUUCUAAUCAUUUGUGCCAUUAGUAGUCAUAUCUAAUGAAACGCUGAUGCUUCAGGUAUUCAAGCCAUGAUUUAAGAAAUUAAACCAGAUUUUAUAUUCACAAGAA